Messenger RNA from Arxiozyma heterogenica, 1530 nucleotides. RefSeq names its product putative cytochrome P450 (gene DIT2). Bases 1 to 1530 code for a protein of 509 amino acids. The transcript has a single exon. Lineage: Eukaryota; Fungi; Ascomycota; Saccharomycetes; Saccharomycetales; Saccharomycetaceae. Gene Ontology annotation, molecular function: heme binding; oxidoreductase activity, acting on paired donors, with incorporation or reduction of molecular oxygen; monooxygenase activity. The record is from RefSeq and is a predicted model, not a curated record.
AUGUUAAACACUUUUCUUUGGAAAUCCAUCCUAUUCUCUCUAUUAAGUGUUUUUAUUUUCAUAUUAAGAAUAAUUCUACCUCCAUUAAACUUUCCGAAAACAAUCCCAACUAUUCCAUUUUAUGUCAUCUUUCUUCCUUCAAUAUUUGAAAUUGAUCAAAUUGAUAUGUUCAACAUGUAUUUAAGAGAACCAUUAGAAAAAUAUGGUGCUGUGAAAAUGUUUUUUGGAUCAAGGUGGAAUAUUUUGGUCUCGAGGCCAGAAUAUUUAUCGCAAAUCUUUAAAGAUGAAAAUACUUUCGCUAAAAGUGGAAAUCAAAAAAAGAUACCAUAUAGUGUUAUUGCUGCUUACACUGGUGACAACAUAAUUAGCGCACAUGGCAAUGUUUGGAAAAAAUAUAGAAGUAUUAUGAGUGAUGGCUUACAAAAUUUUAAUGCUUCUCCAUUAGAGAACAAUGCAAAAAAAUUUUGUAAAUUAAUUCAAAAAACAUUAAAAAAUGAAGUGGCUACUUCUAAUGAUCAUUCGGGAAAAAAUGAAGCCAAUCAAAAAAAAAAUCAUAAUAAUUUUCUUCCUUUAUUGAUUCAAAGACUAGCUUUGGAUAACAUUUCACAAGUUGUUCUAGGAUUUGAUUUUAAAACAUUGGAAGAAGAGUACAAUCCACUUCAUCAACAUCUUAUUAGAAUUAAAAAACAAAUAUUUAACCCAUUUUUCUUAACAUUCCCUUUCUUUGAUUUACUUCAUUUACCACAAAGACAAAAAGCUUUUAAAGAUGUGAAAAGUUUUAGACAUAUUUUAGUUGAAAAAGUUAGAAAAGAAGUGAUUGAUAAUUAUAAUUUUGAACAAACUAAUUUUGUUGUCAAUGAUUUAAUUAAAGCUUAUAAUAAUGAGAUUAUAGAUUAUAACCAGCUAACAGAUAACAUUGUAAUCUUGCUAGUUGCUGGUCAUGAAAAUCCUCAAUUACUGAUUUCAACUUGUCUUUAUUUAUUAGCCAAGUACUGUGACACUUGGCAACUAAAGAUUUGGAAUGAGACUAAAAAUAUCAAAGAUAUUGUUGGAUUAAAAGAAGCACCACUUCUUUCUGCUUUUGUUUUUGAAGCAAUUAGAAUGUAUCCGCCAUUAAAUACUAUAAUAAAUAGAAAGACUACUAAAAAGUGUCAUUUGAGUAAUAACAUUAUAAUUCCAAAAGACACAUAUGUUGGAUAUAAUAAUUUUGGAACAACUCACAGUCUAAAACAUUGGGGCAAAACUGCUAAUGAUUUUGAUCCAUUACGAUGGGGCACAACAAUUGACAGUAUUAAUACCGAAUGGAAAAGAAGAAAAAACGAAGGUUCUUUAAGUAGUUUUCAUGGUGGUAGAAGAGCUUGUCUUGGGGAAAAGUUGGCCUUAAUCGAAGUGAAAGUAACAAUAAGAGAGGUAUUGAAAAAUUUCAAUGUCAAAUUAUCCAAAGAUUGGAAAGAAAGAAUGACUUCUGGUGGACCUCUUUGCCCCUCCGACCUAAAAUUAGAUUUUUUUGAAAGAGAACAAAAAAAUUGA